AAUUUUUCGGCAUUGCGUUUCAAAUUUUAUGGACGAAAGUGGAAGGGUUACGGAAAGUGUAAUACUCGAUUGAGAUUAGUCGAUUUCUUUAUGCUUACAUUUUACAUCCUUAUGGAAUUUUAAUCUUCCAAUUUAGUUCCUGGAGAGACAUUAAUGACAUUAGAACCAGUGAACGUCUUCUGAUAACCGUGCUGAGAAUCAACCAUUACGAAUAUUGUAUAAAAAAGAAGAUCGUAUAUUUAGUGUCGCGUCUAAGAUUAAAUAAUUUUUAUCAUCAAACUUUAAAAUGGAUCUUCUUCAAUUGAGAAAUUUUCGAGACUUUCUUCUUGUAUAUAAUCAAAUAUCAGAGACUUGCUUCAAGAGAUGUGCUGAUACAUUCCUUACUAGAGAAAUAACUUCUAACGAGGAUUUAUGUAUAAAAACUUGUACAGAGAAGCAUAUACAUGCAAAUCACAAAAUUAUGGAAUUAUAUAUGGAAAUCCAACCUAUUCUAGUUCGUAAAAGAAUAGAAGAAAUGAAUAACAAUCAAGCAACAAUAAUGGCACAAUCAGAAGAUGAACAGAAAGUAGGAACAACUAUAAGAUAAAUUAUAAUAAUAUAUUUAUUUGUAUAAAAAAUUGUACUUUCUUUAUCUAUCAUAUGUAUCCACAUCUUUACUUACAUCUUUAAUAUCAAAUUUAAAUAAAACAAAAAUUUCAUUACUUUGAAUAGGAAAAAUAUCUAUGGAAUUUAAAAUACAUCACCGUACUUAUAUAGUAAUAUGCAUUCUAAUUAAAAUUAAAUUUAAGAUUAAUCAUCAUAUACAUCAGUAACAAUUAUAGUAUAAUAACAAACUUAUCAGAUUAUUAUGACUGUAAUAUUUCAAAAAAAUUACAGAUUAUAUAAGCAUUGAUUUAUUAAGAAUUUGUAUACACAUAAUAUACACACACAAUAACAUUAUAAUUAGGAACAUACUAGAUAGAAAGUUUCAAAUUUGAUAAUUAUCUCUUUUGGUACUUCAAAUUUUGAGAAAACUAUUAAAAUAUAGUUUUGUUUAUAUGCAAAUAAUUAUAUUAUAUAACUGUAGUUCAGACAUGAAAAACACAAGUUGAACUGAUAUGAUAUCGUAAAAUAGAACAUGCUUCUUAUAUAUAAUUGUCAAUAAAAUAUAAUUGCAUUUGUUUUAUGAAAAUUUAAUAAACUAAAAUAGAGGCUAUAAA
Vespa crabro (European hornet) is the source of this 1199-nucleotide messenger RNA. RefSeq names its product mitochondrial import inner membrane translocase subunit Tim10 B-like. The transcript is spliced from 4 exons. The record is from RefSeq and is a predicted model, not a curated record. The coding region runs from base 287 to 586 and encodes 99 amino acids. NCBI's taxonomy places the organism in Eukaryota, Metazoa, Arthropoda, Insecta, Hymenoptera, Vespidae. Gene Ontology annotation, cellular component: mitochondrial intermembrane space chaperone complex.